Molecule: messenger RNA, 1273 nt
Organism: Camarhynchus parvulus
Lineage: Eukaryota; Metazoa; Chordata; Aves; Passeriformes; Thraupidae
Gene: PHLDB3
Product: pleckstrin homology like domain family B member 3
Exons: 11
Coding region: 77-1171 (364 amino acids)
Source: RefSeq, a predicted model, not a curated record
AGCUCGGGGGGCGCCCGGGGAGGGGGGGGGAGGGGAGAGGCCGCAGCUGACCUUUGACCCCCCGGUCACUCUACCCAUGGUGCACCGCGGCGGGGGGGAGAGAGACCCCUCCCCCAACCGGGAGCGGGACGGGCCCGCGGCGGAGCUGGAGAGGCUGAGGCUGCAGGACGAGCCCCCCCCCGAAAAAGAAGAAGAAGAAGAAGAAGGGGGGGGAGGGGCGGCGGUGACGUCAGCGGCGGGGGCGGGGCCGGCGGCGACAUCAGAGGCGGUGACGUCAGAGACGGUGACGUCAUCGCAGGCGGCGGUGGCGGCGGGGGGGCAGCUCAUGUUCUCGCACCGCACCGAUCGCAGUUGGAUCCUCCUGGGCCCCCCCAGCGACGCCCCCCGGGUGCUGGCGCUGCGCUCCUCGGUCCGGGGCUCCAUUGGCCUCCAGAGAUCCGAGAGCCUCCCCCGGCGCCGGGGUGGGGGAGGGGAGAGGCCGGGACCGGGGCCCCUCCCCCACCCGCCCCCGCCCCGCCCCCGCUCCCAGCACGGCCCCGGUGCGCUGGCGCUGCCGCUGGACCCCGAAUCGUACAGCGCGUGUCUCCAGCUGGCCCAACUGGAGCUGAGGGUCCGGGAGGCCUUGGCCGAGCGCGAGCGGCUCCUGCGCGCCAGGGAGGCUCGAAAAGCUGCCAAGGCCCCGCCCACCACGGACACGCCCAUUUCUGAUGAGACAACGCCCACUCCAGUGCAACCCACGCCCCCUUCGGCUCAGGCCACGCCCCCUCCUGAGCCCGACCUCCUCUGCGCCCUCCGGGCCCGCGGGCACCGCCCCGAGGCCGUCGGGGGCCUGAGGAUUUUGGGGGGGUCCCUGAGGGGUCCCCUCACCAAAAUGGGGGGACGAAUCAAGACCUGGAGGCGCCGCUGGUUCCACCUGGACCCCCAGAGGAGGGUCCUGGCCUAUUAUGGGGACCAAGCCCAAACCAAACUCAAGGGCGUCAUCUACUUCCAAGCCAUCGAGGAGGUUUGGUACGACCCGGGCCGCGUGGCCGGAAAGAGCCCCAACCCUCGCCUCACCUUCUGCCUCAAGACCUACGAGCGCCUCUUCUGGCUGGUGGCGCCCAGCGCCGAGGCCCUGAGGAUCUGGAUGGACGCCGUGCUCACCCUCACCCGCGGCAGCGCCGCCUUCUGACCCUUUCCCCUCAAAUUUCCCUUUUCUCUUCAUAUUUCCCUUCUCUUCAUAUUUCCCUUUUUCCCCAUGUUUCCCUUUUUCCCCUCACAUUUUCCCACCUUU